Molecule: messenger RNA, 2077 nt
Organism: Megalobrama amblycephala (Wuchang bream)
Lineage: Eukaryota; Metazoa; Chordata; Actinopteri; Cypriniformes; Xenocyprididae
Product: GTPase IMAP family member 8
Exons: 5
Coding region: 135-1796 (553 amino acids)
Molecular function (GO): GTP binding
Source: RefSeq, a predicted model, not a curated record
ACACUCCUCACGUUUGUCUCUGUUCUGAAGCAGCAGGAAGUGAGUCUCGUCAAACACACUUUGAAAGAACAUUGCAAGUAAAAACUACUAGACUGCUGGUGGAUCUAUAUUUCCUUUGGAGCUCCAACUAGAAUAUGUCAGGUAUAAUGGACCUCGGUGACACCCAACAUCUCUCAGAGCUGAGGAUUAUGUUGAUGGGGUAUAAAACUGUUGGUAAGAGUUCAACAGGAAACACCAUCCUGGGCAGAGAGGAGUUUGAUUUGAAGAGAUCUGCUCAGUGUGUGAGGAGACAUGGAGAAGUAGCAGACAGACACAUCACUGUCAUUGAAGCUCCAGGAUGGUGGAAGUGUUACGCUGUAGAGGACAGUCCUGAGAUACUGAAACAGGAGAUUUUGCUCAGUGUGUCUCUGUGUCCUCCAGGACCACACGUUGUACUACUGAUCAUACCUGUGAACAUUAAAUUUAAAGAGAGUGAGAGGAAAGCAGUGCAGGGUCAUCUGGAUCUUCUCGGUGAGAGAGUCUGGAGUCACACUAUAGUUCUGUUCACCUGUGGAGACUAUCUAGACACAUCUAUAGAGCGGCACAUUGAGAGUGAAGGACAGGAUCUCCAGUGGCUGGUGGACAAAUGUGGGAACAGGUAUCAUGUUCUCAACAAUCGCAACAGGAGUGACGACACUCAGAUCAAGGAGCUGCUGGAGAAGAUUGAGGAGACAGUGGCACAAAACAACGGUUGCCAUUUUGAAAUAGACAGAAAUAUUUUACAGGAGGUGGAAGAAAGAAAAAGAGCAGAGGAAGAGAGAGCAGAAGAACGAAUGGAGAGGAUGCAAGAAAGGAGAGAAAACAUCAGAUCACAGAUGAGUGACACCCAACAUCUCUCAGAGCUAAGGAUUGUGUUGAUGGGGUAUAAAACUGUUGGUAAGAGUUCAGCAGGAAACACCAUCCUGGGCAGAGAGGAGUUUGAUUUGAAGAGAUCUGCUCAGUGUGUGAGGAGACAUGGAGAAGUAGCAGACAGACACAUCACUGUCAUUGAAGCUCCAGGAUGGUGGAAGUGUUACGCUGUAGAGAUGAGUCCUGAGAUACUGAAACAGGAGAUUUUGCUCAGUGUGUCUCUGUGUCCUCCAGGACCACAUGUUGUACUACUAAUCAUACGUGUGAACAUUAAAUUUAAAGAGAGUGAGAGGAAAUCAGUGCAGGGUUAUCUGGAUCUUCUCGGUGAGAGAGUCUGGAGUCACACUAUAGUUCUGUUCACCUGUGGAGACUAUCUAGACACAUCUAUAGAGCAGCACAUUGAGAGUGAAGGACAGGAUCUCCAGUGGCUGGUGGACAAAUGUGGGAACAGGUAUCAUGUUCUCAACAAUCGCAACAGGAGUGACGACACUCAGAUCAAGGAGCUGCUGGAGAAGAUUGAGGAGACAGUGGCACAAAACAACGGCUGCCAUUUUGAAAUAGACAGAAAGAUUUUACAGGAGGUGGAAGAAAGAAAAAGAGCAGAGGAAGAGAGAGCAGAAGAACGAAUGAAGAGGAUGCAAGAAAGGAGAGAAAACAUCAGAUCACAGAUGAUGAGAGGAGUUGGGAAGUUUGACACGUGGUCUGUGGGAAGUUCUGCUUACGGUUCAUUUGGAUCACACUCAGGAGCAAGCAGCAGGUCAGAUUCACCCUUCAGCUCUGUGGACGGCUCAAAUCUCCAGAAAGGAAGUAAAAGCAUGGGAUUACCAUCACCAUAUAUGAGUGGAGAUGAGCGUUCUGAUACAAUGUCUGUGGGAAGCUGUGCAGAAUCAGAAGAAGACAGCAGUUAAAGACCACAUGAAGCCACCCAACAAAUAUAAUUUUCUUUCCUGUGUUGACAUAUUUCAAAUAUGUCAAAUAUGUUUCAAAUAUGAAACAGCUUGUUCAUUUCUCAGAUUAUAACUAAAGAUUAUAAUUUUUUAUAACAAAGAUUGUAUUGCCGAGGGGUGUUGUGGUUUGUGUAGCCCUAAAUGAUGUCAGGAAAAAUAAAAUAUCAGGUCAGCAUUCAUAAAGCAGUGAAUAAUUAAAUAUAUUAUAGAUAAUAAAGAGAAAACCUUUACAUGUAUGCGAA